AUGUCUCGCCAGUCGAGUGUGUCCUUCCGGAGCGGGGGCAACCGUAGCUUCAGCACCGCCUCUGCCAUCACCCCGUCUGUCUCCCGCACCAGUUUCACCUCCGUGUCCCGGUCCGGGGGUGGGGGUGGAGGUGGCGGCUUUGGCAGGGUCAGCCUUGGGGGUGCUUACGGCACGGGCGGCUAUGGCAGCCGGAGCCUCUACAACCUGGGGGGCUCCAAGAGGAUCUCCAUCAGCAAUAGCGGUGGUGGCUUCAGGAACCGAGGUUGUGCCACCGGUGCCGGAGGCGGCUAUGGCUUUGGAGGUGGAGCUGGGUGUGGAUUUGGUUUUGGCAGUGGAGCUGUUGGUGGCUUUGGGCUCAGUGGUGGAGCUGGCUUUGGUGGGGGAUAUGGGGGCUCUGGCUUCUCCGUCUGCCCCCCUGGAGGCAUCCAAGAGGUCACCAUCAACCAGAGUCUCCUGACUCCCCUCAACCUGCAAAUCGACCCCAACAUCCAGCGGGUCAGGACCGAGGAGCGAGAGCAGAUCAAGACCCUCAACAACAGGUUCGCCUCCUUCAUCGACAAGGUGCGGUUCCUGGAGCAGCAGAACAAGGUCCUGGAAACCAAGUGGGCUCUGCUGCAGGAGCAGAGCACCAAGACCGUGAGGCAGAACCUGGAGCCUUUGUUUGAGCAGUACACCAACAAUCUCAGGAGACAGCUGGAUGGUAUCCUGGGGGAGAGAGGCCGCCUGGACUCAGAGCUGAGAAACAUGCAGGACUUGGUGGAAGACUUCAAGAACAAGUAUGAAGAUGAAAUCAACAAGCGUACCACCGCCGAGAAUGAGUUUGUGAUGCUGAAGAAGGAUGUGGAUGCCGCCUACAUGAACAAGGUGGAACUAGAGGCCAAGGUCGAGGCACUGAUGGACGAGAUCAACUUCUUGAAGAUGUUCUUUGAGGCAGAGCUGUCCCAGAUACAGACGCACAUCUCAGACACGUCUGUGGUCCUGUCCAUGGACAACAACCGCUGCCUGGACCUGGACAGCAUCAUCGCCGAGGUCAAGGCCCAGUACGAGGAGAUCGCCAACCGCAGCCGCACAGAAGCCGAGUCCUGGUACCAGACCAAGUACGAGGAGCUGCAGCUGACUGCGGGCCGGCAUGGCGACGAUCUCCGCAACACCAAGCAAGAGAUCUCCGAGAUGAACAGGAUGAUCCAGAGGAUGAGAUCCGAUAUUGACAACGUCAAGAAGCAGUGUUCCAACCUGCAGAACGCCGUCGCCGAUGCAGAGCAGCGUGGGGAGCUGGCCCUCAAGGACGCCAGGAACAAGCUGUCCGGGCUGGAGGACGCCCUGCAGAAGGCCAAGCAGGACAUGGCACGGCUACUGAAGGACUACCAGGAGCUCAUGAACACCAAGCUGGCCCUGGACGUGGAGAUCGCCACCUACAGGAAGCUGCUGGAGGGCGAGGAGUGCAGACUGAGUGAAGGAAUUGGACCAGUCAACAUCUCUUUUGUCACGAACACCGUCUCCUCUGCCUACGGCGGUGGCGGCAGCUUUGGCAGCGGCCUUGGCGGUGGUCUUGGCGGCGGCCUUGGCGGAGGCAGCAGCGGCUUCUACUCCAGCAGCAGCGGGGGCGCCAGCCUAGGCAGUGGGCUCGGUGCGGGGGGCUCCAGCUUCAGUGCGGGCAGUGGCCGAAGCCUGGGCUUUGGCAGUGGCGGGGGCAGCAGCUCCAAUGUCAAGUUUGUCUCCACCACCUCCUCCUCCCGGAAGAGCUUCAAGAGCUAA
Molecule: messenger RNA, 1755 nt
Organism: Globicephala melas (long-finned pilot whale)
Lineage: Eukaryota; Metazoa; Chordata; Mammalia; Artiodactyla; Delphinidae
Product: keratin, type II cytoskeletal 5
Biological process (GO): keratinization; intermediate filament organization
Cellular component (GO): keratin filament
Molecular function (GO): structural constituent of skin epidermis
Source: RefSeq, a predicted model, not a curated record